This is a messenger RNA of Zophobas morio, 911 nucleotides long. RefSeq names its product brachyurin-like. Gene Ontology annotation, biological process: proteolysis. NCBI's taxonomy places the organism in Eukaryota, Metazoa, Arthropoda, Insecta, Coleoptera, Tenebrionidae. The transcript has 6 exons. The record is from RefSeq and is a predicted model, not a curated record. Gene Ontology annotation, molecular function: serine-type endopeptidase activity. The coding region runs from base 65 to 865 and encodes 266 amino acids.
AAAAUUGAUAAGUUAAGAAAAGUCUUUAUAAGUAGUACUCAUAUUAUUGCAAACUUUUGACAAAAUGUGUAAAACGAUACUUUUCGCUGUCCUUACAUUGUGCGUAUUUUCGGUAUGGGGAACUCCCCUUAAAGUGGACUCCCGAAAUUCCGCAAGCAUCAUCGGUGGGGCGAGUGCACGAGCUGGACAAUUUCCUUUCAUUGCAUCGAUUUACAUUAACAGAGCAGAUGGUACAUUUUUUUGUAGUGGGGCACUUAUCAACUCCCAGUGGGUACUAACAGCCGGACAGUGUGUCGAAGGUGCCACUUUAUUCACCAUAUACCUUGGAUCUAAUUCUCCACGAGGAGAUAGUGAGAACGGGCUAACUGUAGCCACAGACACGUACUAUCUACAUCCUGAAUAUAACCCAGCAACUUUGGAAAAUGAUAUCGGCCUUAUUAAGUUUAGAACUUACAUAACUCAAACAGACUAUAUAAGAUCCAUCAGCUAUUUAGCUAGUACAAAACUUCCUGAUUAUGCAACGGUGGCAACAAUGGGAUGGGGACAAACUGGCGAUGAUAUUCCUGGACCUGUUGAUGCACUUAAUUACAUAUACUUGACUACUCUAAGUAACGUAGAGUGCAGACUCACAUUUGGUUCCCAAAUUACUGAUAACAUGGUAUGUGUGGCUGGAAGUUACAACCAGGGUACUUGUUUGGGAGACAGCGGUAGUCCAUUGAUACAAUAUGGCGCAAGUGGAAAUGCGUAUCAUGUUGGUAUCUCCAGUUUUUAUAGUGGCAAUGGAUGCGAAACGCCUGAUCCUUCGGGAUUCACUAGGACCCAACCAUACAACCAAUGGAUAUCAAAUACUACGACAUUUGGAUAAUUUUUUUGUUACUUUAACGUUCUGUUGAAUAAAUUUCAACACAGCA